Messenger RNA from Acanthocheilonema viteae, 867 nucleotides. NCBI's taxonomy places the organism in Eukaryota, Metazoa, Nematoda, Chromadorea, Rhabditida, Onchocercidae. The record is from the annotation of a GenBank genome assembly.
AUGCAUCUGGAUAAAUUUCGGAAACAGUCAAAACAGUUGGAAUUAUGGAAAGUGAUAACAUUAGCAUCACAUUAUAUGAAACUUAUGGACUCGACAAGACCGCGUCAUGUGCGACAAGCUGUUGCUUAUAUGAGAGAGCUCGAUGCUGCAGCGUAUCGAAUUGAUUCCACCAUAGAGACGCUCGAUCAGAUUACUAAUGAAGUCGAUAAUGAAAUCGGUUGCUGUGCAGCGAAUUUCAAAAAGUCUUUUGUUACCAAGGCUAAUGCUCUUGAAAGUUGUGGUCUUUAUCAGCUAUCAGUUCAAUUGCAAAAGCAACAAAAAUCGAUAAAUGAUGUGGCGGAUGAUUUUUCACGGAGAAUACGACUGAUAAAUGGCAUGCAUGAUAAUUUUAAGGAGCAUAAAAGCUUACUGAAAAAGUGUCGGGUAUUCGAUGUUGACAUGUCGGCGUUUACUAAGCUUGUCCGUUUACAAUGUGGUCAAUUGAUAGCUCCCGUGAAGGAACGAUAUCCAGUGGAGGAUUUGAAAACACUUUCCCUUGUCGAUCUGGUUGGAAAAAAUCUGCAUCGGUAUUUGGACUCUUCAUUUCUUUAUAUGUGUUCAAAUUCUUUUCUUCAGGUAAUUGAUGAGCUAAACAAAGUUAUUGUGAAUUUGAAUGGUUUACGAAUGGUGCGCAAAUUAAUCGCAUCAACAACUUCACCUGAGCAAAAUGAUAUCGCAAAGUUGAUGAAACCAAAACAAAAUCGCCAAUGUCAGUUGCCAGCUGAACAGCAUGUAUCUCGGCUAAUUCGAAUUUUGCCCCCUGCAAAUACCGAGUAUGAAUAUCUUAAAUGUUACCCAUAUUCUGGCAAUUGUCAAAAUAAGCAAUAA